AAGAACAGUGUGGCGCGCAGAGAAAUUUGUGCAAACUUCUUCAAGUUCAAUUUGCAGAUUUUGGACAAAUUAUGGCUUAAAAGUUCUUCAGCAAGCAAGGAAAUCAACGUUUUGGAACGAGGUAACGACCUUGCAGGAUUUAGGAAGUCUUUGGUUUAACAAUGGCUGGAAGAAUCCCACCAGACGAGGCAAGUCGAUCUUCACAAGCAUUUCAUGGACCAUUUUCAGAGCCAAGGUCACAACGGCGGGCACCACGGCAAUAUCCUGCUAGUCUGGAUACUGAUUUAAGCCUGGUUACAGAGUUACGCAGGUCUGAAGAGCAAGCUGCUGGACAAAGAUCCUUGCCUAAUAAUCUGGGAUGGUCAUCAAGAGGGACUGCUCAGCAGAGUCCAAGUGGUGCAAAUAAGAAAAAAGGAAAGCACUUUGAACAAGUGAAGCUGCCAGCAAAGAGCAGCAUGGAUUCACCUCCUUCUGAUGCUGUUGGUUUUACCAGGAAACGUCAACAAACACCUCAAACUGUUCCUAGGACACGACUUCCAGCUGGUACCCCUAUGGCUGAAAGGCUAGCAAUGGAAAGUUUGAGGCAGCAGUUGUCUUUUGAAGAAGAGGCUGAGCCUGUUGACCAGAGUUCCAGAAGCAGAGUCCCACGAACUUCACAAAAUCCAUCCUCUAGUACUGCAAACAAUGAGCGAACCCUACCUACACAAGCAAGAACUUCAGCAUCUGCUAGUUUACCAGUGUUGGAGAUGAAUGAAACAGAAACAACAAGAGUUUCCACAGAAGGUGCCACUAAUUCAACAAGCUCUAAGGCCAACACACCGUUGAUAAUUGCAAGACUAAACCAAGUUAGGGGUUUUCUUAAGCAAGCUACGGCUAUGUUUAUAACAUUGCAAACAACGAGUGUCAGUGAACAGCGGUCUAGUGAACUGAAUGAACAGUCAACUAAGAUUGCAAGAUUAAUCAGACAGUUAAAACAACAGGAAAGGGCUUAUGUGGAACUUCUUGAGCGAUCAGUGGCAGUGGAACAUGAUUCAACAUUAGAUAACACACCUUCCCUGAGUCUGCAGUCUUUGACAGAGGAAGAGAAGAGUGAAUCAGCAUCUAUACGAGAUGAAGAACUUCAAGGACUACGUCAACAGCAUGCCUUAUUGAAAAAGAUGUUAGAGCAACAACAGCAGCUAAAGGAACUACAGACUAGACAAGCGGCUCUGCUGACUUUGCAGCGUGAUGCAGAGAUACGUUUAGCUGAAGCUGAGGAAGAGGGCCGACAAGUGUCUGGUGAAGCAGGAGCUAUAGGUGGGGAAGAUGAUGAUCAAAGCAGAAGUGUAGUUGCAACUUCUCAAACCUCAUCGCAUCCCGAUACAAUACCCGAGAGAGCAGGUGCUAGUUUGUUCUCAGAUGACAGCCGAUUUACACCAGAAGAAAUGGAACUCGUGAACCUUCUUAGGAUGCAUAAAGAGAAGUGGAGGGCUGCUGAUUCUGGUGAUGAAAAAGAGACAGAUGAAAGAGAGAACCAUCGAGCAAAGAGGACAAACCAGCCUCUGCCAACAUCCGCAGAUCAAGUCAAUGUACAUGCUGGGAAUCCUGAGACUGGUGCAGAGGUUGCAGAUAAUGAGCAGGCAGCCUUAGCUCUUGCAAAUGCCACUCAAGAGAGGUUGGAGCUUGAGAACAAGCUGAUGGUUUUAGAGGCAAAGAAAGAGCAGAUGGACACCUUGUUGAGAGAAUUGCAGUCACUGAAAGAAGCGCAACUUAGAAAAGAAACCUUAGAGGCUGGUGGUGUGGCUAAUCCCAGUGUCAAUGAGUCUAAGCAAGAGGAGGAUGAACCGCUAGCCACUACAUCGCAGAAGCUUGAUGAUGAACGGAUCUUGGAGGCUCUGGAGGUCCAUGAAAAACUCAAGAAGCUGCAAGAAGUGAGGGAUAGACUGAAUCAGUUAAGAGACCUGAUUGGCCAUUAUCAGCCUUCCCUGAAUGAGGCAGAUAGACCAGAAAGUGUUCCACAAACCCACACUGGGACUGAGCCACUCAGUGUGCCUGUUCAAAGCAGCGAUGAGCCUGAGGAGCUGGAAGGUGCUGUGGGAGGAGCUACUACUGGUACAGACCAGGACUUCAGCAGUAUUGAAUGGAUGUUAAGUGCUGGGGUUGAAGAUCCCGACCUGAUGGGAAAAAUAAGACAACUUCAGGAAGCAAGAACAAGGGUUGCUCAUCUUUUUAAACAGACAAAUGAAAGUGCUCAGGUGUCUCCUUCAAGAGUGAACAACGAAGUUGUACCAGUACAAGCAACAGAGGAGGAAUCUGAAGCCGAGACACAGACAGACACUGAUGCAGAGAGUGCAGUUAGCGCCGGCAGUUCAAGUGUGAAUACUAUGGCUUGGCAGGAUGAUCCAGAAUUCCAAGCCAAAGUCCGGUGGGUUGAGAAUUACUUUUACAUGUAGAAAUUGUAUUAUUCUAAAGUUAUUCUACGUGUAGGCAAAAGUUAAGGUUCGUGUAAUUGUAAAUGCUGAGGCUGGUGCAAAUGUGAGAGGGACACCAAUCAAUCACUGUCGCAAGGUACUCAAAAAAUUCCUGCCCAUACGAGUUUGAUUCCUGUAAUGACAACCUGAAAAAUUCAGCCUUGUUUUGUUUAUUGUUUGUA
Molecule: messenger RNA, 2632 nt
Organism: Orbicella faveolata
Lineage: Eukaryota; Metazoa; Cnidaria; Anthozoa; Scleractinia; Merulinidae
Biological process (GO): microtubule anchoring at centrosome; protein localization to centrosome; non-motile cilium assembly
Cellular component (GO): ciliary basal body; centrosome; centriolar satellite
Source: RefSeq, a predicted model, not a curated record